Molecule: messenger RNA, 1943 nt
Organism: Bufo gargarizans (Asiatic toad)
Lineage: Eukaryota; Metazoa; Chordata; Amphibia; Anura; Bufonidae
Product: RNA-binding protein 12B-like
Exons: 2
Coding region: 120-1847 (575 amino acids)
Biological process (GO): regulation of RNA splicing
Cellular component (GO): ribonucleoprotein complex; nucleoplasm
Molecular function (GO): RNA binding
Source: RefSeq, a predicted model, not a curated record
CAAAAUUUUCCGGGUAGCAGAAAAUUCCGGAACACCGGUUCAGUCGUCGCCAUUUUUCUCGGAAGUUGUCAGUAACGGCAGAGCGGGGGCCGGACGUCUGCGGUACCGGACCGGUGAGGAUGUCGUUCGUCGUCCGGCUGCAGGGUCUUCCCGAUGCCGCGGAUUCCUUAGACAUUCGGCGCUUCUUCUCUGGAUUGAAUAUUCCCAGAAGAGGAGUAUGUAUUAUGGGUGGAAAGUACGGUGAGGCAUACAUUAUAUUUGAAACGUAUGAACAUGCCCAGUAUGCCUUGAACCUGUCAGGCCGUCCCCUGAAGGAGUCCUAUGUCCAUCUAAGAUACAGCAAUGAAGAGGAGAUGAGACGUGCCCUGGAGAUCUACCAGAUGGGUCCACGUCUUUCAGUGGGCACAUCGAAUACCUCCGAAAAAAAGAAACCCUCAGGGUUUUCAUACCUGUACGUAUGCGGGCUGUCAAGCGAUGCCACAAGACGGGAUAUCUGGGACUUCUUCAAGGGGUUCCUUAUGGAAGCCAUCUUGUAUAUAGAGUGUAGAAAUAAUCCCAAACUUAGAAAGGCCAUUGUUAAGUUUGGAAAGGUGAGCGAUGCCAGUGAAGCGGCGAAAAUGAACAUGCAGCCGCUCUGUUACUGCCCGGUAAUGCUCAAGGUUUCUAAUGAGGAGGAAUGGACCUUCCAUGGUGGAGAUAAGGUUGCAAGGAGGCUGCGUUCAUCUAGCCGAUCCAGAUCACCACUACCCAGGAGAAGCAGUUCUGAGUCGUCGCCCUACAUACGUGACUUCUAUGUGCAUCUCAUUAACCUGAGCUACAAGGCUGAGAAAAGCGACAUCAGACAUUUUUUUUAUGGUUGUGACAUGAAAGACUCGGACAUUACCUUCCUCGUUGACAAAGAAGGUAAAAGGACAAGAGAAGGUUUUGUUCUGUUCACCACAGAAACCGAUUAUAGACGAGCAGUGUCCAUGGAUGGGGGGACUUUGAAGGGGCACUCCAUCAGUGUAAUGCCCAUCCCCAAGAAGGCCAUGUCUGAGUUAAUCAGUCGUAUGAAAGUCCGCACCUGUAAGGAUUGCUCCGAGAAGAGCGUGUCUCCUCACCGACCCUCUGAGGAGAGAAAGUGCCUGUAUCUGCGCAAUUUUCCAUCGGAUGUCGCUAAAGCUGACAUCCAAAAGUUCUUUACUGGGCAGCCUGUGAAGGAGGAGGACAUUGUCCUGCUACGUGACAGCAGAGGGGUGGGCCUCGGAGAAGCCUUGGUGACAUUCGCAGAUGAAAGAGAGGCGUCUAACGCUGAAAGGCUAAAUGAUCAGACCUAUCUGGGGCUAAAAAUUGUGGUGAGCCGCAUUACGGAGAAACAGCUGACGCCAUUAAAGGAGGCCAACCAAGCCGAAAUUGCCAUAGUGUCUGAAGCAGACGAUGCACCUGAUGGAGUGGGCACCGACGGAGACUCCGCUGCGGCUACCACGUCUAAUGAUUCCCAAGCGGUGCAGCGUGCAGUCACUGAAUCGGCACUCCCAUCAGGAUGGCAUCAUGUACCGGUAACCCCACUGAUUCAGAACAUUCCGAAGAGCGUGAACGGGUGUCAUGAGGAACCAGCCUGCCAAGGUGAUAAGACAGAGAAUGGUGACGCAACAGUACUGUUUCUUAGGAACCUGCCCGUAUCUGUCACUGCUGCUGAAAUUUUAGACUUUUUCCACGACUACAAAGUGAGUUCUGUGAAUCUCAGGAACAUCGAACAAGGCGUUGCCACCGUGCGCAUGCCAAACCAGGCGGAGGCAGAAUCCGCCAUAAAGGCCCUCAACAACCACGAACUGUGCCAAAAGCAGGUGUCCCUCACCUUAACAUGAGUCCUGGAGAUCGAGAAGUCCUGCCCCCGGGACUGUCCAAGGCUGAUGUCCACCGAUUGUCUUCUAAUAUCAAUAAAUGGCCUCAUCAGGGCGAGA